GAAGGGAGCACAUGCUAAAGACUGUUCUUUCCCAAAUAGGCUAAUUACAAGUAACCUGUGUGCACAGCUGAAAGCCUCAAGAGGAAUUUGGCAGGAUGAAGCCUGUCAUUGUGGUGCAUGGUGGAGCUGGCCGGAUCUUUAAAGAACGAGAAGAGGGCAGCCGUGCUGGUGUUGUCAGAGCUGCACUGCAAGGUUAUGGUGUCCUCAAACAGGGAGGCAGUGCUUUGGAUGCAGUUGAGGAGGCAGUACGAUCAAUGGAGGAUGAUCCUCAUUUUAAUGCAGGCUGUGGAUCUGUUCUAAAUGAAAAAGGUGAAGUAGAAAUGGAUGCCAUUAUCAUGGAUGGAAAAAAUUUAGACUCUGGAGCAGUAUCUGCAGUUAAAUGUAUAGCAAAUCCAAUAAAACUUGCUCGACUUGUCAUGGAAAAGACGAAGCACAUGCUGCUGACUGACUCUGGUGCACACCUGUUUGCUCAGGCCAUGGGUAUUCCUGAGAUUCCAGGGGAGAAACUCAUAACUCAGAGAUCCCAGGAGAGAUGGAAGAAGAACCUUGAGCCAGAUUCCAACCCUGAAGAGUUUCAGAAAGACCUUGGAACAGUCGGUGCUGUUGCUAUAGACAGUGAAGGAAAUGUAGCUUGUGCAACAUCCACUGGAGGACUAUCUAAUAAAAUGAUUGGCCGUGUUGGUGACACAGCAUGCAUAGGAAGUGGAGGUUAUGCUGAUAACCAUUCUGGUGCUACUUCAACCACAGGACAUGGAGAGAGCAUUAUGAAAGUGGUCUUAGCCCGACUGAUCCUCCACCACAUGGAGCAAGGAAUGUCACCAGAGAUGGCUGCUGACGCUGCAUUAGACUACAUGAAGACACGAGUUGGGGGCUUGGGCGGUGUCAUUGUUGUUAGCAAUUCAGGAGAGUGGGCAGCAAGGUUCUCUACCAAGCAGAUGUCCUGGGCUACUGUAGAAGAUGACCAGUUGCAUUAUGGGAUUUAUGCUGGGGAGAUGCAUACAAAAUCUGUUGAUGAAGCACUUAUAUCUGAACGUGAGGGAUUUUGAGAAUGAAAAAACAUCAGCUGAGGAAGAAUGAAGAUCUCAAAUUUUUGCUGCAGGACGAUGACAGUUGAUUUCAUCUUUCUGAAAGAUCUCUUUUGAUUGGUUCACAGGCAU
This is a messenger RNA of Chaetura pelagica (chimney swift), 1157 nucleotides long. RefSeq names its product asparaginase like 1 (gene ASRGL1). The record is from RefSeq and is a predicted model, not a curated record. NCBI's taxonomy places the organism in Eukaryota, Metazoa, Chordata, Aves, Apodiformes, Apodidae. Gene Ontology annotation, molecular function: asparaginase activity. The coding region runs from base 96 to 1046 and encodes 316 amino acids. The transcript is spliced from 6 exons.